Lachancea nothofagi CBS 11611 is the source of this 960-nucleotide messenger RNA. The record is from the annotation of a GenBank genome assembly. NCBI's taxonomy places the organism in Eukaryota, Fungi, Ascomycota, Saccharomycetes, Saccharomycetales, Saccharomycetaceae.
AUGUCUGUACAACAAAAGCAAGGCUACCAACAAAGCUCCAUGAACAAAGCUCGCACCAUCUACAAGUACUUCACCGCGGUCGAACAAAGUGAAGGUGUGGGAGCUAAGGUCAGAAGAUCGAUCGGGACUUUGAAGCUCCGUAACUUCACACCAUUUUUGAUGCUAGAUCAUUUUACGGUUGCACCUCCAGCUGGAUUUCCAGAUCACCCUCAUCACGGCCAAGAAACCAUAACUUACGUAUUGGGUGGCAUGAUCGCUCACGAAGAUUUCACAGGGUCCCAGGGCGUUCUCAGACCUGGUGACUUGCAAUUUAUGACCGCGGGGAAGGGUAUUGUGCACUCAGAAAUCCCUGUAAAGCUUGAUUCCGAUGAACCUGCCGUUGGACUACAACUGUGGGUUGAUUUGCCUGAAAAACUCAAAGACUGCGAACCUCGUUACCGAGACCUCCGCAAGGACGAAACGCCGAUUGCAAAUCCUCAUGAUGGAUUGGAAGUGCGAGUCAUCAGUGGUAAGUCAUAUGGGGUUGAGUCCCUCAGUGAACUUGCUUACACACCUGUGAAUUUAUAUCAUUUCAUCUCAUCUAAACCUGAAACGAAGUUUCAACAAACCUUCCCAGAUGACUUCAACGUUUUCAUGUAUGUGCUUAAAGGUACCGUAAACGUUAACAAUCAGGAUUUCCCACAGUAUUCUUCGAUCUUUUUCAAGGCAGAUGGCUCUCAUGUGGAAGGCUUUAGUGCUUCCGAUGACUCAGAAUUUGUUCUUGUCGGCGGUCAGAUGCUCGAGCAGCCGAUCGUGCAACAUGGCCCAUUCGUCGAGACCUCUCGUGAGCGCAUGAUAAAAGUGUUCGGUAAUUAUCAAAGCGGUACGAAUGGGUUUGAACGAGCUCCUGGCUGGACGUCCUCUAUUUCCAACGGUAUUGCUCAAGAUCGGCUUUCAGAUUUUGAAAAGUCGUCUUCAUAG